This is a messenger RNA of Sphaerodactylus townsendi, 7652 nucleotides long. It is a transcript of the gene NCKAP5, whose product is annotated as NCK associated protein 5. Gene Ontology annotation, cellular component: microtubule plus-end. The transcript has 18 exons. NCBI's taxonomy places the organism in Eukaryota, Metazoa, Chordata, Lepidosauria, Squamata, Sphaerodactylidae. Gene Ontology annotation, biological process: microtubule bundle formation; microtubule depolymerization. Bases 562 to 6546 code for a protein of 1994 amino acids. The record is from RefSeq and is a predicted model, not a curated record.
CCCCUGCUGCAGGCACAGAUUUGUCAGAGCCAUUCAGUCGAGACUGAUUAUGAUUGCAGCAGAUGGGCUGGAUUUGACAGCCCCGAUCCUAAGCAGUUGCUCAGGGGCCGGCGCGGGAUUAAGAGGCCGCGGCCGCGCACCCGAAGCGGACGCGGAGCAGCGGCGGCGGAGAACGAGCCUCCGGCUUCCCAGGCCCGCUGCUGUUGCUGCUGCCUCCCGGCUGGCCCUCCCCGAACACAUGCGAAGCGGCCUCCCUGCCGGAGCCCGACAGGGAGCGCCAGCCCGAGCCAGCGCGGCGGUGGCUCCAGCACAACAAAGCCGGGGAGGCAGCGGCUGCGGCGGGGCCGGGGAGAGGCGGCCGAGGCUGCGGCUGGAGCGGGGCCCGCUGAUGCUCCGGGCGGCGCACCGGCAAUGGGAAGUUUAGCAACUCGGGGGCCGGAUUAGAGAGGCCCCGCCCUGGCCGCACUCCUGCUGCAGCAGCAUGCCACUCCGCGGACCAGGGAGAAGCUGUCUGUGGCUCGGCUACAGCAGGAAGUUGCGGAAAGUAAGAGUGACGGAACAAUGCGUGAGAAGCUGAUACAUGAGUUGGAGGAAGAGCGGCAUUUGAGACUUGAAAGUGAAAAAAGAUUACGAGAGGUGACACGGGAAUCUGAGCGCAACAGAACUCAGAUGCGUGCAUUGCAACAGCAGUUUUCAAGAAUGGAAGAGACAGUGAGGAAUUUAUUGCAAAAUCAAGGAUCACCAGAGCCAAAUGAAGAGGAACCUGUUAACAUAAUAAAGGCAUAUCAGGACACAUUGACACAGGAGGGCAAAAGAUGCAAGAAAGGUAUGGAAAACACUUGCAUGGCAGGAGAUAAAGAUUCAGGGAGCAAGAAUAGCAGUACUGAAGAACAGAAAGAAAAGACAAAAUUACUGCUGGAACGGCUCAAGGCUCUCGAGGCAGAGAAUUCUGCACUGGCUAUGGAAAACGAAAAUCAAAGAGAGCAGUAUGAAAGAUGCCUUGAUGAGGUGGCUAACCAGGUUGUGCAAGCACUGCUUACUCAGAAGGAUCUGAGGGAGGAAUGCUUAAAGUUGAAAACAAGAGUCUUGGACCUGGAACAACAGAACCGAACACUCAGUGUGCUUUUCCAACAAAGGGUGAAACCAACAUCUGGCUUACUGCUUCAGAAACUUCAUUCGCGCAUCUUAGAUCUGUCAUCUGGGGAUUUCCUUUCCGAGGUAGAAAUGAACAGAAGUUUGAUACCAUCGCGAAGUGCUGAUGUUCAGGUUCAUGAAGGCCAACAGAAUAUGAAACCUGGAGUACCUGCCUUGAAAUGCCAGAGUCAAUUAAAUUUGACAGGGCCCAACCGGGUUUAUCCUCGAAGCAGCUGCAGCAGCAGUGAACUCUCUCUGUCAAGUGCCUGCAGUGAAUAUUCCAGCGGCUCCUCCUGCACUUGGAACGAUGGAAGGACAUGCAGUAAAAGGUCGUCUUUCAAUUGGGAUAAAACAAUAAACAUUGGUUCCUCGCUCCCCAGCAACCUUUCCAGUCCCACUGAAGAUCUACCUCCAACCCGAAUCAAGGAAAACCACAUUUUGGAAGGGCUGAAGAAGCUACAAAAGCGAAAAAUACUUCUUGAGCCACCUUCCAUCAUAUCCAAAUGGGGAUAUAAAGACUGCAUGGAUUCUAAUGAAGGAAUCUAUUCCCCUGGAAUUAAGUGCAGCAGUCAUAAAGAAGAGGCAAAUUGCACACCAGAUGAAAUGGAGGCCAUUUGCAUGGAGCACCAGAAAACCUUCACGUAUGAUUCAGAUUCGCAUGAGGAUGCUGAUGAUGAGUCUUCUUCUUUAGUACAGCUGCAUGAAGUGCCAAGCAAAGACUGUAGGCACUACUGUAAUAAAUUAACUCACAGUGUUUCUGACAGCUUAUUUGAUUGGGAACCUGAUAGAAGACGUUUACCAGAAAGAGGCUCUUGUUUUAAUUCAAGGGAAAGGCCUGAAAAACUGACUAGUUUUGUCAAUGAGUUUCAGUCAGAGGCAAAAACAUGCACAAAUGUAGAGCUGCCUGUGUUAGAGAAAAGUCGUGCUAAUGUGGGCUGGAGGAACCUUAAUUUACACCUUUCAGAUGCUGAUGACAAUGAAAUCCUGGAUGAAUUACAUAUAGAAAGUAGUGAUGAGAAAAGCCCAUCAGAUUUGUCAUUAAUUCCCUUUGUUGUUAAGCAUGCCGAGAACACUGACGGGCCGGGAAAGACACAACAUUCUCAACUAGUAUCUUUUGAAAAGGAAGAAAAACAGGUACCCUCACCCUCAGUCAUUAGGCCCAAGGCGUGCGGUUUUAUUAAGCAACAAAAAGUUAUAAAGAAGACUUCCUCAGAAGAAUGCAUUACUGUAAUUUUUGAUGCUGAAGAUGGAAAACCAAUUGAAUUCAGCUCACAUCAAACUGGAGUUGUCACUGUAACUAGAAAUGAACUGUCAGUAAACCACCCAUACACUGGGCCUAACAGAGAACACACUGAAUGUUUACCUCAGGGAACAGCAAAUUUGCAGAAAAGAACUGAUGCUCAGAACUGCAGCAUUUUGCAAAUACCUGACAAUAAAACUGAGAUAGAGAUUCACCAGUGUAACAUAAAAAAUCAACAUGCAGUUGUUCCUACCACCUGCAGCAAUGAAUCUCUUGUAAAUUUUGAGAAACCCAUGUUUCAGAAUAUUCCACGGCAAAAGCUGGUGAUUCCAGUUAGCAGUAUUUCUUCCAAGGCCAGAUCUCCUUCUUGUGUACAGGCAGGUAUUAAUCAAAAACAAAAAUUGACUAAAAUACCCAGCAGAAGUAAGUUUUCACCACAUAAAACAAAAGGAACAGUGAGUGAAGACUUUUCUGGAACUUCUUCACAGUGCCCUGUAACCCUAGAGAAAUCUCCACUGUCCCCUAUAAAAUCGUUGACAUUUAAAAAGACACCAAGCCCAAUUUGGACUCCUGAUUCACAAGGAGAUUUGGACAUCCCAAAGCUCUUAAACCUCUCUUCAGAAAAUUCUAAAAUCCUUAGCAGAACACACUGUCCCAUGAGUCAGCUCCCAGAACCUUCAUUACCUCAGCAUUUUAUAGAAGCCAUUGAUUGUGGAGAACCUCCAACUAGAGAUGUGAAUUGUGAUUUGCCUCCUGGAGAAACUACAUCUCCCCCUCCCCGUCCUGGCAGGUCAGCAUCACUGCUGAUAAGACUAAACUGUGAACAUUCCCCCUCUGUACCUAAACAGACAGGGCUAAAUUCACCUACUGGAACAACAAAAAAUGUAGUUAAGUUGUCACCACUGAAAGGAAUGUCAAAGUAUGUUUUUCAUACGCGUGAAAUGCAAACUAGCAAACCUCCUGCAUUAGCCAAAGCCGAAUUGAACCAGUUUUAUGAGAGGGGAGAAAUAAUUACACAAAGCAAAGGCCUGGCUGAAGACUCCCCUGCAAUAUGCCAAGGCACUCCAAACGUUUUCUCACAGAAAAUUUCUCCAAAAACAUCAAACCAGGCUGUCUCCUGCAGUAAUCAAGAACUUUAUCAUUCCAAGGAUGUCCUCUCAGCAUGCACGUCACAAGAUAUAAAUCCACUGAAAAAUGGGUCGUUGUUAAAGGACAUUGGAACACCUCUGAAACAUAAGAUUGCAAGUAGUUUCCCCAUAUCAUCGGAUUGUCACACAGUAAUGAUUGGUGAGCCUUCUCUUCCUCAGAUUAGUCACUCCCCAUUAUCAUUGUCGUCUCAGGGCAGUGAUGCUGGAACCAUGCCAGAUAAAGAACUGAAACCUCAUCUGACUAUUGGACUUAAAUUGCUCAUAAAAUCUCCUCAUCUCCUCCGAAAGAGCUGUACCAUACCAGGGAAGCAGGAAAAAGAUAGUAUGAACGCAGCCUCCAAAAGCUGUGCAAGUCCUGGUAUACGCAGGCAGGGAAAAUCUGUGUCACAAGUCACCUUAGAUGUAUCAGAUACUGACUUAAGAAAUCCUUGUAUAGAGAGUGAAACAAAAGAAAAUUCUGCCAAGGAACUUGAUACAGUUUCUUGUGUUUCACCUGAGACCUUCAACUUAACGGACAGAGUAGAUGGUUUAGAGAACAAGUCAGCGAAAAAAUCUCUUUCUUCUAGUAAUAAAACAUACCUGAAGCCGGCUCUUGGAAUGAACGGAGCAAAGGCCCGUAGUCAAAGUUUCAGUUAUCACACUGGAGAAAAAUCACCUAUGCCUUCAGCAGAAGGGCUAGGGAAAGUUCGGACACAAAUUAUCACCAAUACAUCUGAACGGGGAAAUUCUUUAACCAGGCAGAACUCAAGUGUAGAGGGGUUUCAAGUGAAGGCUGUUUCUGGAUCAGCAGUGGCAUCAGAUAUGGUUUCAAACACAUCAAAAGUUCCUCAGGUUACUUACUCCAGACAGAGUUCUUAUGGAAGCAUGAGUAGUUGCAGCAGUCUGGUGGGUAGCCCAAGCAAACAGCCAUUGCAGACAUCUCCAAAGGGGGAUUUAUUUUUCAGCAUUUCAACAAACGAGGGCAACAAAUCAACAUCUCAGAGGAAUGCCCAGAAUAGAUGUGCUGAUGAUGAAAAGGGUGGUGAGAUUUCUAAACAUCAACCAGUAAGCAAAAAAUGUGUCACACAAGCAGAAAUGGGGUUGGAGUCAUCAACCAGUAUUUCAUCUGAACAAAUACUGCCACUUCAGAAAAAUCUUGACAGCCUCCCAUGUCUUCGUAAACAUGAAAGAAGCAAGAUGGUUUUGCAAGAGGCCUGCUUAAAGGAACCUGAGGCCUCUGAGAAGGUUUUGACAUCAUCUGUUUCACAACCCACAAUAGAAGAGAAAGUUAUGCUGUGCAUCCAAGAGAAUAUGCAAAAGGGGCAAGGACAGAGCAAAUCUCCUAACGCAGAGACAAAACAAAAAAGUGGAGGACCUUCUAUCGCUAACUGGUUUGGAUUUCGUAAAAGUAAGCUCCCAGCUCUUAGUGGUAGGAAAACAGAUAUUUCCAAAGUAAAGAUAGAGAAGAAAGAAGCAAAAAGUUCUGGGUUUGGAAGUAAGCAAACCAAAUCAGAAAAAAGGAAAGAUAAAAAGAAAACUGAAUUGCACUGUGAAACAGAAAAUGAGCUCAAUAAGAAAAGCCUGAAUACCAGUAUUUUAGAUAGUAUUCCAAAAGGGAAGAAAAUGGGCAAACCCUCACAAAAUAGUCUCAGCCAGCCUAGCUAUGAACAGAAGAAUGGCUCCACUACCUCAGGAAAAGAAAACUUUAUGAAAGAGCUUUUACACAGAGUUGAUAAGAAAGCCGCCCAGCAGACAGAAAGUGGAUCGAAUAAUGUUUCCUACAGGAGGGUGUCGAAGGGCAGUUCUCAGGGUUCUGCUCUUCCCAGCAACUCUAUCAGCACUCAAGCGAACCAGAAGAAAAACAGUAAAACAAAGGCUGAUAUGGAAAUACCAAAUCAGGCGCUGGCUACAGUAGUAACUGAAACCUUCCACGAGGAUGAUGAACACACCAUCACUGAUUCAACGUGUCAAAGCCACGUAAUAGAAUCCUGCUGCCAAAUGAGAACACUCGACAGCGGAAUAGGAACCUUUCCUCUCCCAGACUCAGGAAACCGCUCAACUGGACGGCAUGUCUCAAAACAAGAACUGGACUUAGAAUCUGAAGUUUUUAUAACACCUGAGCAAGUUUUUCCUCAGGCUCCUUCCGAGAAAGCCAAAACCCUUGAACGUGAAGUGCCUUCAACUGCUAAUAAGAACCAAGGAUCUGCAGAAAGCAUUAUUAGUCAUUCAACAUCAGAUCCUACCAUCACUGCAAAAAGUGUUCGACCUUUUCAGAGUCGCCUUCCAAAACCAUCUUCUGCAGGAAUAAUGAAUCCUAUGAAACAAUGUAGGCGAGAGGAGAUCACUCUGGCUUCUUCACCAUUAAUGCAUCCAGAAAAAGAAAAAGCUGGCAACAACAAGAAGAUAUUUCCAGACUGGACCAGCAAAAAAGCUAUUAAAACCAAGGACAGAGCACUGAGAGUCUGCACUUACUCUGCUAGCAGCAGCAGCGAUACGGAAACGGAGCUGGAGUAUGAAACAAACAGUUUCACAAAUGGGGGAGAAAGGUUGGUUGAGUUAAUGAAGAACAACAAACAAGCUGAGCAAGAAGAAAAUAGUGUGAGGAAGUCCUUUAUGGGAAGGCCUAUGUCAAUCUUGGAUUUAUACCAGCACAGCCUCUGUGGCCAUUACGGAGAGGAUGAACCUGAACAAUUAGCACAUUACAGUUUUAUUGAGCAACUGAAUGGAGCUUCCACUAAAGAUGGCAAAAGCAAAAAGAUCUGUAGUAAAUUGAAGCAACCUGAAGAAACAAAGGAGGAUCCAGAGAAGAGGCUAUCUAAAAUUUCCCUGGAGUCUCUCAAUAAAUUUAACCGCAGCAGCAGCAUUUUAUUGGAAAAAGAGAAGAACAGUCUGAACAAGGUUGAAGGACAAAAAGAAGAAAAUGAGAUAAAAGAAGGUUCUCUAAAUAGUUCUGACCGGCAUGGUAUAGACCACUUGGAAUCUUUGAGUGAUUCUUUAUACGACAGCUUCUCAUCCUGUGCCAGCCAAGGCUCGAAUGAUGUAUAAAGACUCUCCACUAUGAGCUUUGAGUUUAGCACUUAAGGAAUGGAAGAACCUAUUGGAUAAGCAAGCAUCUGUGACAAUAUUCGAACAUUAAUUGCUAAGACUCACAAUAGGAUGUAUUCUUAUAGAGCAAUAACGAAAAGAGAGCCCUAACUGAAAGACUGAAAGUUCAACAUGGACAAUGCAGUGGUUACCUUUUUAUUAAACAAAGUCUUAACUUUGCACUUUUAUGAAUACUUGUACAGAAGUUGUAAAAAGUACAGUGAUGGAAAAAUUAUAUUUGUAGAAAAACAUGACAGCAAUAAAUACAACAUUGGUGCCAUGCUAUUGAAAUGACAAGUUACUAACUUUAUCGAUGUUAAUAUUAACAAAGUUAGUGAUUUCUUUUUGUAAAAUAAUCAUUUAUAAACCUUCUAGUCUUACAACUGUAUGCAGAAAAACUGCUUUAACACAAACUUGAGCUUGCCAAAUUGUCUAUAAUGAAUCUUCUGGAACUAUAUUGUACAACAUACAGUUUAUAUAUAUAUGUAAGUGCAAUUUUGAAAGCAAGUUUCUUUAUGGACCCAUGUAUUUCUGUUAAUAUAACUUGGACAAAACUUCCAAGCUAAAUCGUUUCCCAUUUAUCUACCAUGAAUAUGUGUUAUGUUAAUUUUCUUUUGAUCUGAUUCCAUUUGAACUCUGUUAGUCUGGGAAACAUAGAAUAUAAUGCAAUUUAGAUUUGUAAUUCACACUUUAAAAAUUAAAAAAGGUUGGUGCUAGCAAACAAAUUUGUGGACUUUUUUUCUACAAAGACUGUUUAUAUGUAAGGGAAAAGUCUAUUUCAAAGACGGAGUGUAUUUUUUCUAGAUGUGGAGUAUUUAUAUCAACUUUUGUACAGCAAUCUGUAAACUAGCUAUAUUUGGGAAACUUCCAGCCCCCUUUGCAAUAUAUGCAGUACAUUUUUUUUGUUUGUCUGAUAUUGUAUUAUCAGUGUUACUUUGUUAUUACUUUUGUGCAAUGUUACAUUUCAUGUUUUAAAUAAUGCUGUUGAGGUGGAAUUUCAUUGUCCCUGAAUUUUAUGUACUUCCUUUUGGAAUUUGUUUCUGAAUAAAAGUCAUAUCACAUCUGGC